This is a messenger RNA of Amorphotheca resinae ATCC 22711, 2289 nucleotides long. RefSeq lists its product as hypothetical. Bases 1 to 2289 code for a protein of 762 amino acids. The transcript has 4 exons. The record is from RefSeq and is a predicted model, not a curated record. Lineage: Eukaryota; Fungi; Ascomycota; Leotiomycetes; Helotiales; Amorphothecaceae. Gene Ontology annotation, molecular function: flavin adenine dinucleotide binding; long-chain-alcohol oxidase activity.
AUGAACUCCGACCAGAUAGAAGUUCUCGCCCCUCUGGCGACCCCAUUGCCGGACCCUCCGGUUGGUGAAGCCUUCACCCCAGAGCAAUGGACAAUCUUGCUGGCCAUCAUGGACGCGGUAAUUCCGUCGGUCCGGAGAGAAACGGACGCGGGUGACAAGAUCUCACAAUAUACCCUAACGGAUGCGGAAUAUAACAAAACUGUGGACCACUUGAAGAGAACGGUGGUCGAUACUCCUGAUAGUCAGUCUCUAGAGGAAUAUUUCCUAGAGAGGCCAUCAGAGAACCCUAGGUUCCAGGACUUGUUGAAACGAAUUCUGGUCGUCUACUCUCGAGACGAUGUUAGGAAGGGUCUGGCAUUUGUGUUAUCGGCGCUGAACACCCGCGUCGGAUCACUGAUGCUGACUGGAUAUAACACACCCUUUCACAAACAGCCAAUUAGGAUCCGGCAGUCUAUUCUUGAAAAAUGGCGCCUAUCAUACCUCCCACCUCUGAACGCCCUCCAUAAACAGAUGACAUUGGUAGCCAAAAAUCUAUGGGUGAAGACCAGCCCUACUCUUAACCGAGUCGCCGGGUUUCCAGAAGUUCCUCUCCAUUACAAGCCAGGGCCACAUUUUGAAUACGAUUUUCUUCAAUUCCCAGCGGGGCAGGAAGCUGCGGUUAUCGAAACGGAUGUAGUGAUUGUAGGCUCUGGAUGCGGUGGUGGUGUGUGCGCCAAGAACCUGGCGGAGGCUGGCCACCGGGUUUUGGUCGUGGACAAAGCUUACUACUAUCCUCCAUCAUCACUACCAAUGUCCGAAGCUGAGGGUGGCAUCCAUCUAUAUGACAAUGCAGGAGUAACGGUAAGUGAUGACGGCUCUAUCUCUAUCACUGCGGGCAGCAGCUGGGGAGGAGGGGGGACUAUCAACUGGUCGGCUUCUUUGCAACCGCAGAAUUUUGUGCGCAAAGAAUGGGCCCAGGACAGAGGUCUUACAUUCUUUGAAACGUCUGAGUUCCAGAACUGCCUUGAUCGCGUCUGUGACCGUAUGGGUGUUUCUACAGAUCACAUCCGCCAUAACCAUGGCAACGAGAAGUUGCUGGAAGGUGCGAGGAGGCUAGGAUAUCAUGCCAAAGCGGUCCCUCAGAAUACCGGAGGAAAUGAACAUUACUGUGGCUACUGUGCAAUGGGUUGCUGGUCAGCCCAAAAGCAGGGCCCUGCUGUUUCCUGGCUACCUGAUGCAGCUAGGGCUGGAGCGCAGUUUAUUGAAGGCUUCCAAGUAGACCGCGUUCUGUUCGACGAAUCGGGUGGUACAAAGAAGGCUAUCGGAGUCAAGGGUACAUGGACAUCGAGAAAUAGCCGUGGAGGCGUUGAUGGACCAUUAUCUGAGCGCACUGUCCGAAAAGUAACCAUCAAGGCCACGAGGGUUAUCGUUUCUGGCGGGACCCUGUGGAGCCCCAUCAUCUUGUUGAAGAGUGGUCUCAAGAACCGGCACAUUGGACGUAAUCUCUACCUCCAUCCAGUCAAUGUCGUGGCCGGAGUGUACAAAGAAGAUGUGAGGCCCUGGGAAGGCGGGAUUCUUACGUCAGUCUGCACCUCAUUCGAGAACCUCGAUGGACAUGGCCAUGGGGUCAAGCUGGAAGCCCUGGCUAUGCUGCCCGCUAUCUCUCUAAGCCUUAUGUACUGGAACGCCGGCCUCUCUUUCAAAACGCAGGCCCUGAAAUACAGGCACAGCAACGGUUUCAUCUCCCUCGUGCGUGACCGAGACACCGGCCGUAUCUACCCUGAUGCCACCACCGGUGUACCAAGAAUCGAAUACUCACCCAGCGCUUUCGACAGAGCACACCUCAUGGAAGGCGUCAUUGCUCUUGCGAAAAUCUGCUACGUGACCGGGGCAAUGGAGAUCCAUGUCUCGUUCUCCGGAUUAAAACCCUUCAUACGCAAUCCAGAUCCUGAAGAUCUGGAAACUCCCUCCGCCUCUCCCGCCGACGACAUCGACCCCGGGAUCACUGACCCGCGCUUCGCCGCCUGGCUCACGGAGCUGAAACGUGUAGGCAACAAGCCACUGGGCGGUACCUACGCCACUGCCCACCAAAUGGGAACGAACCGCAUGAGUGUACGUGCGCGCGACGGGGUCGUGGAUCCGAAAGGCCGGGUCUGGGGAACUGAGGGUCUGUAUGUUGCUGACGCGAGUGUGUUCCCGAGCGCGAGCGGUGUCAAUCCGAUGAUUACGAAUAUGGCAAUAAGUGAUUGGAUUUCGAGGGGUAUAAGUAAGGAGCUGAAAGGUUUGGGGGCCAAGAGGGCUAGGCUUUAG